GGGUGGGUCAAACAAAGAAAAAUUGGAUCAGCAAUCGCGGUUAGCAUCUUCUCCCUGACAAUAGCAGAAAAGAGAUACACUGCGUCGAUAUAUUUCUCAUCGCAAUGGACAUUCAAGAUGUCUCUCACGACGCGCAGUAUGCGCACAUUCUUCUCGGCCAGAAAGCAAGACUGGAAGCAGCUAGAGCGAGGAAGGGAGAGAGACCCACUGACCGCUCUUCCCGAAAUGCGCUGGCAAGGGAUCAUAUGAUACAAUAUCAGCAGUUCAUGGCACUCAGGAAGUCAGGAUCGAAGGAUGUCCAAAUGCGGGCAUCUAUAGUGGGUGACCCGUAUCUGCCUUCCACUGCGCCAGUGAAAAACUUGAAGAAGACGAUGAUCGACAAGCUGACACUGGAAAAUCAUCAUCGUGGCUAUUACUUGCUCCUACGAUUGUUUGUUACCCCUGUCAGGUUGACGGGAAUUAUAUCACUGGCCGAAGAUGAGGCUGGCGAUGCGCUCACCUUCUCGCUGUACCAACAGGAGAACGAAGAUGUACGACCAGCCGCAGAUAUCCUAGAGAAAGAUAGUGUCUUGUUGUUGAAAGAGCCUUAUUUCAAAUGUGUUGGCGACGGUGGAUAUGGACUUCGAGUUGAUCAUCCUACAGAUAUCGUAUGGCUCUCCAAUGAUGAUCCACUCGUUCCAUCGGCGUGGAAAACAACCAAAAUUGAAAGUGCCAAGAACGGAGCCGAAUGGAAGCAAAAGGGCAAUGAUGAAGUAAAGGAAGGAAAAUUUAGAGAGGCAGUCAACAGCUAUACAGCGGCACUGGACGCGUCAACAACGUCUACCGAGGCCGAAAUAAUUCACAACAACCGAGCGCUUGCAUACUUGAGACUCAAGCAAUUCGAUGCAGCACUUCAAGACGCAAACUUUAUCGUUGAUCACGCUGCUAGGUCUGAAAAGGCGCUCUAUCGUGGCGCUCUUGCACUUUAUAACCUCUCUCGCUACCAAGAAGCUCUCGAACUCCUCCAAAUAUUGCUGAACAAAUACCCCGCUAGCCAGUCGGGUGCAUUUGAGCUUGCUCGGAUCAAAGCUCGACUUAGGGAGCAGAAUACAGGGCUGUACAAUUUCAAGAAGAUGUAUAAAGCUGCCAAAUUACGACCACCUCUCAUCGAUUGCGCAACAUACAUCGGUGCUGUUGAGGUCCGGGAAACUCCAGGUAAAGGUCGUGGUUUGUUCACGACUCAAGGCAUCAAUGCUGGAGAUCUCUUGAUGUGCGAGAAAGCCUUCUCCUAUGCUCAUGCAGAGAAUUCAAGCAAUUCGGAUGUGCCUACAGCAGAUAUUGGAAUCUUGGUCAAUCUGGGAACAAAUCGUUUGACGAUGGGUACUCACGUGUCUCAACUUACCGAGAUUUACCAGAAGCUCGCCAACAAUUCAUCUAUGGCCUCGGAAUUCUUGGAUCUAUAUAGUGAUUCGUAUAAGCGUGCUACCGAAGUAAAAGUCGAUGGAGCUCCAGUUGUUGACAGUUUUCUCAUCGAGCGAAUUGUCUCAUUAAAUGUCUUUGGAAGCACUGUCACCUCCAAGGAUACAUUGCAAACAUCCUCCCAAGACAGUAUCUUUGGAGCUUCAGGGCUUUGGAUCAAAGCAGCCUAUAUCAAUCACACCUGCAUGAAAAAUUGCGCACGCACUUUUAUCGGCGAUAUGAUGAUUGUACGUGCAACCAAAGAUAUGCCAGCAGAUACGGAGCUCGGCUGGUGCUACGCGGAUCCCAUGAACCGGGAAAAAAUGCAGAAAUCUUUAUCAGACAGCUGGGGAUUCAAGUGUAAUUGUGCUCUCUGUCGAGACGAUGCCAAGACGCCAACGAAGGUGAAGGCCAAGAGAAAGGAGAUUCUGGCAUCACUUGCAACGAGCGAUCCUCGUGAUGCUGCAGUAAAGCUUGAGAACACCUAUAUAUCUCCCGUAAAGGACAUACCAAGAUUUGAGCUAUUCCAACUAUACUCAGCCAUGGCACAGCAUUUCAUCAAAAACAACGGCAGUGGUAAUCAGCUCAAUGCUAGUAUCUAUGCUCUCAAAGCACUCGAAGCUCUUGGUUUCGUCACUGUCGGAGUCGACAUGAAAACAUCAAAGUCACUGAGAUCAAAAACUGGACUAGUUGUAAAGCAAUGGGGUUAUGCAGCCGAAGAACUCACAUCGUGUUGGGAAAUACUCUGGUCUGUUUGGCGAGUCACUUCGCCCGAUUUAGCCGAGAAGGCCAAGGCUUAUUGGAAACUUGCGUAUAUGAUGGUACGAGCUGGUGAGAGCGAAACCUUUGACUCUUUCUAUUCAUUGGAAAAGUCGGAGGAGAGUGCGAGUGAUAAGUUGAUCGACGGACUUCGGGCAAUGAAACUUAAGAGCACGUGAAAUGCUAGACGUACGGCUCAAAGCUCAGUACAGGUCAAUAAGUAAUGACCUGCUUGCACUACGCCGAGAUAAAAUUUACAAGAGUAAGAACUUUCACACUUCCCAUAGAUGUUAUUUGCGUGUCCUGUAGCUGUCUGAUCGUCAUUACUGUACAUACUAGAUGGACUGCCGGCUGAAGGGAAUGAACAGCGAUUCAAGUAUUCGAGAGACUUGCGUAAAAGGAAUGGAAAGACUAUCAGUCCCGCAUUUCAAUAGCCUCCCCACCUCCCGUAACUCACGUCGGGAUACACAGCCAUUGUUCUACUAUAUACUGGCUCUUCAUUAUAGCGUGGUGUUGGCGAGCGACCCCUCUCAUAUCCAACAGGUCUUCGUCGCAGUCGUUCUUCCAGCCACCAGUCUGGAGGCGGAGGAGUUGGAGAGACUGGGCGUGGUGGUGGUGGUGUUCGCUUCUGUCGUUUCCGAGGUUGGAGUGCUUCUUGUGGUGGGUGGACGUAUGAUGGGGCAGGUCUCUUGGACUUUCUCUUGGGUGAGAAGAGUAGAAUUGACAAGAAGGAUUUCUGUUUGGGGGCGGCAGGCGAGUGGCUUAUGUCCAAGAUGUCUCUUUUCUCCCCUUGGUAGAUCUUAGAAGAGGUUCUCUUCUUCGAACGAGGGGUUUGGUGAUCCCUGUUCAAAUAGCCGUCUUGCCUGCGAUCAGAAGUUAAAGGUGAGGCGGGCGACCUGUGUGAUGGAGGUAUGCACUCGUGACAUUUGCAUGCUUCCGAAUCCAAACCAUCCAUCAGACACUCCUUCGGCAUCAGAGACUCCUUGAUUACAUUUUGAACCCGAAGGGUCUUUUCGUCUAGCAAUCCCCUCUCACUAAGCUCUUUGAUAUAAGCUAUGAUGAGGUUCUUAUGGGCACGAACUAAACUGCGCUUGAAUCCGUCAGCUUCUAGGUGUUUGAUAAAGCUGUGCGAUAAUUUCCAGUCGUCCUGAGAAAUCGCUCGAAACGAUUCGUCUUUCGUCUCUUCUCGAGAGAGUGCAUUCUGCUUGGCUAACAGCAAAUUUAUCGAUGGUCUCAACCUUUUUGCUUCUCCACGCAGACGACUCAACUCUUUCUCAACCCUCCCUUGUGAACCUAACGAGAGCAGAUUGAGUGUCAACGUGAUCACUGUGGUGUAAGUUGACAGCUUCAAUUGACUAUCCGAGAUUUCCUUGACCCCGGCUGUCCCAAACUGGAUACGCUGCGAAACACUUCCACUUCCAAUUUUCAGCCUGUUGUAUCCUCUAAGCACUGAUUUGAUGCGCCUGAGAUGAGCUCGGCAACUGGCAAUGUAGGUUUCAAAGUCCUUUCGACGUCCCCCUUUGUGUUUGUUGAUCAUAGACUCUGGAUCGGUAACUUCUGACCGCAGGAGCUCCAACGUUAGAUGCAAGCUCAAAAUUUCCUCCGUGAACUCAUCAUCCUCUCCAUAUGCCUUUUUUGCCGCUUUGAGUGUUGACCGGGCUAGCUUUAUCACCAUAUUAAUAUUCGAAAUUUUUACUCCACACGACAUUUUGGGCCAUAGAAUACCGAUCAACUGUAUUUAGAUUGAGGGCUGUAUGUUUGAGUAGAAAGUUGGCUCGAGACGGCCUUGAGAUACGAGAAUGAGGUGAAAAGCGAAUUCGUAGG
This is a messenger RNA of Cadophora gregata, 4020 nucleotides long. RefSeq lists its product as uncharacterized. The coding region runs from base 105 to 2375 and encodes 756 amino acids. The transcript is spliced from 3 exons. NCBI's taxonomy places the organism in Eukaryota, Fungi, Ascomycota, Leotiomycetes, Helotiales, Ploettnerulaceae. The record is from RefSeq and is a predicted model, not a curated record. Gene Ontology annotation, molecular function: protein binding.